This is a messenger RNA of Mya arenaria, 2619 nucleotides long. RefSeq names its product ninjurin-B-like. NCBI's taxonomy places the organism in Eukaryota, Metazoa, Mollusca, Bivalvia, Myida, Myidae. Gene Ontology annotation, cellular component: membrane. Bases 153 to 1010 code for a protein of 285 amino acids. The record is from RefSeq and is a predicted model, not a curated record. Gene Ontology annotation, biological process: tissue regeneration; cell adhesion. The transcript is spliced from 3 exons.
CACGGAUCAAAACGGAUCAAAAUAGAAAAUAAAUUAACACUCUACAGUACACGGCAAUUAUUAAAUCUGACUGGGUGUGUAAAGUUAAUCACUUGUUUAUAUUGAACAAGCGAUUACUGAACAGAAGGGACAGAGUGAAAAAAAAUCAAGAAAUGGCUUCUGCUCACUUAUUGACUGGCAAUCCAAAAGUCCAGGACAGGGAAAACCCAUGUCAGAACCUCCUAAGUGCAGGAAACAUGGGCCAACAAAUGCAAAACUGGCCCACAGCAGCAAAAACAGAUCAAAAUGGUCAACAAGUUUCAAACUUUAGAUCAUUGACUUACAACAGAUCACAAAGCCUUGGUUCAUUGUCAGGAAAUGGUAGUGAGCAUUUCCAAAAUGUAAAUCAGGGAGCAUGUUCUUGUGGUGGGAGACAGAGUGGAAGUCCAUGUGCUGGUAAUUGCCGCUAUUCUCAUGGAUUCCAGACAGCAUCAGAACAGGAUGAAGAGAUGACAAGCAAUGUUAAAGAACCACAACAAAAUAGAGAUAAGAGAACAAAUUCACAACCCAAUGAAGUUCCCAAGGAAAAGAAAGAGAAGAAAUCCAUCACCACAAAGACAUUUGCACAUGGCAUGAUGGAUGUCUCCCUUCUAACAAGCAAUGCAACACAACUCAGAGCUGUGCUUUCAAAUCCUGAACACGAUUUUUACCGAUUUCUUUUAAUUCUCAUUGGGCUUUCCAUCACUUUGCAGAUAAUCUCAGGAGUGUUGUUAGUAGUGUCUGACUUUUAUAAAACACAGGUAAAGGAAAAGGACCGACAGAAUCAACGGAAGAGGAAAACUUUAAGUUUUAUUUCACUCGCGAUGGUUAUGAUUGUAACUGCUUUAAAUAUUUUGAUCUCAACAUUUUAUACCCCGGAUGUACACGGCACCAACCAUCAUAGACAUUCACAUUCACAAACGCCCAGUGAACCUAAUUUUUCCCAAUCUUCUUAUGCAGGACCGGUACCUUCCAGUCACACAGAGUUGUGAAAAAAUUGUCUGCCUUUCUUCACCAGUGUGUGUAUACCACGUGAUAAAUUGCGUCAUAAAUACUACGUCAGAAGGCAUUUUUUUGCUUCAAAUGAAGACUUUUAAACAAAGAUAACUUCACAAUUUCUUCACCAUUUUAGAUGAAACAUAGCGCAGUCUAGGCCUCUUAUGGAGCUCCGCAUUCAGUCUUUCGGAGUUCGAUCGAGAGUUUAGUUUCUCAAUACGGCCAUCUGACGGAGCACUGUCAAAACAUUAUAUUUGAAACAGGUUUGUUGAAGUGUUUGAGGAAACUUAUCACCUAAUCAAACUUCUGUAAUGAAACGAAGGCGGGGCUCUUUAAGAGGCAUAGACUGCCCUUUGUUUUAUUAAAUUUGGUGUAGUAAAAGAAAAGUUAUCUUAGAAUAUUGCCUUCUGACGUAGCAAAUAUGCAUAAUUUAUCACUUGGAAAACACACACUGUUCAUUAGUGUAGCUUUGCACAUUUUGAUAGCACUAUCCUUAUUAGGUGCUGCCCUUUCGCACUUAAGGGACUAGAUACCAAAUGGUCCCAAAAUCGGCAAAUACAGUAUUUCCUUAAAACAUUCCUAGAAUUGUCAAUAUAAGCUAGUAUGAUGACGAUGAUACAUCACUCUACAUGAUUUAAAGAAUAUUUGAUCACUGUCUUUGCUGUCAGAGUUUUGUGUUGUAUUCAUCGAUAUGAAUUUCAUGUAAGUUUUUUUAUUACCGGUAAUUUUCUUUUUUUCUUGCAAUGGUAUCAUCUGGUGUCUUGUCCCUUUAAUUAGUUAAAGCUGAUUUAUUCAAAAGUUGUAGAAGUGUAAUGCACACUGACUUUUUCCAGUAGCACCCUUCUGCCUUCAAGGAGACCAGCAUGUCCACUGUUUUGUCUUAAUAUUUGAAUGCUUUUGAUAAUAAGAUUGUUAUGUUAUGAAGAAUGACAGCAUGUGUAACUAUUUAUUGAUACAUAUAAUAUUGUUGAGAAUGGUACAGCUCUGACUGCUAGAGAUAAACUGACCGCCUGUGUUGGCUGGCUGGCCUUAUCAUACAAGGUGAACUAUAAAUAGCAGGGAGGAACUAAUUCAUUGCUGUAUAAUGUUACAAAGAUAUAUUUAUUUAUUUUUGUUUAAGACUUAUUAUAUGAUCAUACUUCAUAAAUACAUAAAAAUUAAAAUUAAUUAGCUACUGAAACCUUUCACUACUUUAAAUGAUAAGACAAUUUCCAUCAUUUUCUGUCAAAGUCAUCAUUCAAGAUCUUCACAGACCAAUAAUAUUUGCACUUUCAUCCAUUAGCACCCUGAGCAGCAAUGAAAUGCAUUUACUUCCCUUAUAAUACCCUUAUAAUACCAUCUUUAGGAAAUUUAUCAUUAUAUUUAUAUGCACUCAGGUGAUUUUUGUAUUACAAGUUCUGAGUUGUUCAUUCUUAGGAUGUCUUUUAUAAAGACAAGAUAUUAUGCAUAUGUUAUGUUUUAUUAUUAUACUCAUAGUUAUACAUGGAACUUUUACACUAAUAUUAUCUCUUAUGCAUAUCAAAUGAACUAUUGUUACCAUCAGGUAUUUUUGUUACCAUCAGGUAUUUUUUUCGAAUUUUGAAUAAAAUACAAAAAGCUUAUCUG